Haemonchus placei is the source of this 2559-nucleotide messenger RNA. NCBI's taxonomy places the organism in Eukaryota, Metazoa, Nematoda, Chromadorea, Rhabditida, Trichostrongylidae. The record is from the annotation of a GenBank genome assembly.
AUGUACUCAUAUCGACGAGUUGGCAGUGACACUAUAGGAAGAGUCGAUCGUGAGCCGGCACCCUACAAACCGAGCUAUAGAGCAUACCGGGAGACGACAUCUGCAACACCAACUCGAGUUGUGUCUCGUGCCAGUUCCUACGACGCAUUCGCUGCUGGUGCCACCAGAAAACCAAUGUCGUCACCGUUUUGGUCUGGGCCGGAUAGAACGACUACGUCCUCCUAUACCAGGCCCAGUUAUUCGGGAAUGUCCACUUCGUAUACGGCCGACUACACUCCAUCUCGGACUUACUCUAACAGGUAUGGAAGUACGGACCAAUUAACCUAUAAGUCGCCGUACAACAACAACGUCUCAACGACGGCCUACAGUAGCGGUACGCUCCCACGAUCCAACACGAAUUUCCCCAGAGCUGGAAGCGUAGGAAUUUCGAUGAGGGAUAGCCCAUCUCGUAGCUAUCGCGAUUACACUCCUACCUCCUCAUACACCAGCACAGCAUCAAGGGAUAAAACCACCCGUCCGAAUCGAUUCGAUCGUGAAACCCGAUCGAUGACUAGAUCUGAGCGGAAUUCAAUCGACAGCUCAGGUGAGGAUAAUGUUGACAAGACCUUCCAAAAGCUCUACAAACGCUACGUUAAAGAUGAGGAUUUCAAAUCAGCCAGUGAGAAAAACUUGGCAGAUAAGAAGAAAAUUCGUUCGUUCAUAUCGCACAGUGAAGCCGAGGAGGAGGGUUCAUCAGAGGAAGAGCUAAGCCCUGAGGAAAUCGACAGUUCGUUCGCUGAGCAGCUACGUAAUAUGCGUGAGAGAAUGGGCGACCCAUUUAAAACUCCUAGUGGAUCAGGGAAGAACUCACCCGACGCAACGCCCAAAUGCUCCCCUAUGAUGCCCCGCAAAAGAGACGAGGACCUAUCCAACGCCAAAGCCGGAGAGAAGGCAACCGAGAAAACGGCGGCAGGACAAGUGGAACCUGCUAUGGCUGCAGUUGCUAGUAAAACAGCAGCAGAAGAAUUUCGCGAAAAGCACUCUACACUAGACUUCAAACCUGUGGAAGUGCCCGAGAAGUCAUUGAAGCCUGUCACAUCAGCGAUGGAUAAAUAUCUUCGACGAGAUUCACUGUCAACAAAGCUUGCUGAUGCCAUCGAGAAAAAGAAAUCACCCACGCCCAGUGGCGAAAACAUUUCCAACGAGACUCCAUCAAGGAGUGUGAGCCCCAAUGUAGCCCCUACCCAGUCUGCGACAAAAGAAAAGACCCCGUCAGAAGUCAUUAAGAAGCCGGACACAAUGGUCAAGGAGGCAUCUCCGGCUGCACCAACGCUUAAAGCAGAAGCAACCAAAGAGCAACAGGCUGCUCAAAGUAAGAGUCCUACGCCAGCCGCUGCCAAAAGCAGUUCAAGCUCCGACAAGGCGAAGGUUUCCACCACACCCACGACUCCGACAGUCAAAAAGGACGAGCCGAGGAGCACCCAGCAGCCUGUCGUCAACGGUGUCUCUUUAAAGAACGAUGGGUCUCGGCCAAGUAGCCGAGCCAGUCAAAUUUCAUCCAGAUCCCGCUCCUCGAGUCCUGUCGCCAAAAGUGCCCCGAAACCGGAGGAGCCCAAGAAAGCUAUGCCGAUUCUCUUUACCGUAUCUGUUGAAAAUCAAUCCGACAAGGAAGGAGCCAAGGAGGAGCCGACAGUGGACGUCACCAUACCUCUGAAUGGUCUGAAGAGAAAUCGCAGCCGAUCGGCAAGCCCUGGCCGAAGGUCACAUCAUCGCCACGUGAAGGAAGACAACUCGCAGUUGCUCAGCGUCAGCUCGACAGGGCACCACGGCUCCCGAAUGCGACGCUCGGCAAGUCCAAGCGACAACGCCAGUUCUACCGGCGAUGAGGAAGCCAGAAAAGGUCGUCGGAAGCGUCGUGAUCCCACGCGGACUCUGGAGAACUUGAAAGAGACACUGGCCAGUGAAAAGCAUCCAGGAGCUGAACAAAACGGAACCAAAACGGAAACAACUGGAUCAACAGGUUCCACAGGCAGCGAAGAUAGCGGGCCGGUGUCCGAAAUGGCGAAUCGUCCAAAACCUCCACUGGUUCUUGUUACCGAACCCGAAAAUGAGACAAAUACUAGCGAGUGCCCGGAACUAUGGGAGGAUUCCACUGAUGGCGAGUGGACGGAGGCCGAGGACGAGGCCGACUAUGAAUCUGAUGAAUAUUCGAUUUCGCAGACGUUCAGUCUUAAAGACUGUAUGCCUAUAGGCGAUCUCUAUCCUCUUUCCCGUUCUUCUUCACGAUGUUCGGCAUUCGUUUCCGAUUAUGACAGUGACUCCAGCAUGCCACUGUUCAUGCUUCCGUCGAGAAUGGAGGAGUCCCGUGGCCGUGUCGAUCGGCUUUUCGCAGUGCCACCUCCGUCAUUCACCUGCUCGAUUACAUACGAUGGUCAAGAGAGUUGGGACGAUGAAAGCCUCCAUUCGUGCACCGAUUUUGAUGACGAAUAUUGCGGAAGGCUGUCCCGUUACAGUCGAGCAGAAUCAUCAGCUUUGGGAGCGUAUCUCAGUCCAAGCAGCUACACAUCAGAUGAGGUUUGA